AUUUUCCGUAAACGUAACCGGGAGCGCCACCGUCGCUAGACCGAGUAUGUCGCGUGAGAAUCCGUUGCAGUUAGCGGAAGUGAACGUUGGAGUCCGUGUCGUAAAUGGCAACGAAAGCGAACGUCCGGCGUGUCGACAGACCUUUAGACCAGUAACUGCUUUAUUUAUUUAGGAAAUAUAUACAUAUAUACGAAUGAACUAUUAACCUACGUUUAAGUAUGGACGAUAGCGAAAUUCGUAUGGAUAAUCGGAAAAAUAACGAGAGUAGCGUGAUUACUCCCAACGACGAUGGACAGCAAGUACCGUCGACGACGGGUACCAACAGGCGGGUCCCGGUGUGCGCUAGAUGUAGAAACCACAAUGCCAACGUUGCGAUCAAGGGUCAUAAACGCUAUUGUCCGCAUCGUUUUUGCAGGUGCUCAAAGUGCACUUUGAUAGUUCAUCGACAGCGUGUUAUGGCUCUGCAAGUUGCUCUUAGAAGAGCCCAAGAACAAGAUGAAGCAAUGGGUAGACCUCACGAAGAAUCCGACGAGUUGCCCGUAACUCGUACGUCGCCCAUAAGUCGCUCCUUGUCGCCCAUAUUAGACACCUGGACAAAUAAGUCGAGUGAUUCAAUUACUUUUGGAAGUAUUGGACCUUUGAUGAGCAAAAAAGAGGGGAGAGGUUUGUGGAAACUCGGACAAACUGAGACGAGGGCCUCCAUAACCCCGGCCAAAGCUCAAGAGGCAUUGUCCGCCCUUCGAUCUUUUGUGUCGAUGUUUGUGCAUUCACCCGAAUCGUAUCCCAAAGCAAAUUUAUUCCUUUACGUCAUUCUGAAGGAUUGCAGAUUUAACGUGGACGAGGCUUACGGUAGACUAAUGGAAGCGGAAGCGGACAUGAGAACCUACGCCCUGCAAGAACGAACCGUGGUCCAGCCGAUUAUUAACACGUACCGGCCUAGCGUGCCGCAGCAGAGUAUGUCGGGGUCGUCUCUGUUCUAUCCCCCCUUGGGAUGCCUCCCCUACUAUCGCUGUCCUCCGGAUAUGAACGGCAACGGUACCGUGGCUAACUGUCACUCGCUGGCUACAACCGGCGUCUACAACUAUCACAAUCUGAUCCGCGACCGAAGCGCGGAUUAUCCCCUAGCGGAACGCGAAGACACCGACGGCGAAAAUCGCAAUUUGGGCCUGCCCGGUCUGACGCACGGCAUCGUGCCCAUCGGAUAUCACACGGCAUUCGCCUCCGGUCUGGUGACGGGUGGCAGGAGCGCAGAAAUUAACUCUCCGGACACUUAAGGGUCGGGAUGGAAGUGCCUUAAACACGUUUAAGAAGGGAUAUAAUAAGGAAGAAGAGAAUAUCUACACUUGAAUACAAAUUGUGAUAAAUAUAACGUACUCUUAUUCCAUCGAUAUUGAUAACGAGUAUAUUUAAAAUAAUAAAAAAAAAAUAAGGAUCGACGACUAGAAAAUCAAAAUUAGAAAUAUGAAUAAAUAAUUGUAACGUACUUCGUUAAAACUAUAUACGUAUUAGAAAUGAAUCAAAAAACAUGAAAAAGUUAUGGGUUUUUCUCUGUCUUUAUGAGCCUAUAUAUCACUAUUUGUGUGUGUUAACAAAGUGUUAUUUUAAAUUUGGUAAUUUGCUGUGAUAAAUCGCAAAAAAGCAAGUAAACACACAGAAAAGACACUAAAAACUAUAAAGAAUGUAUUUAACGUCACAGCGUUCAUGUUACGGUCGAUAUCGUUCUUCGUUGUCUAAGUAGACCCCACGAGGGAGGUGCAAAAUUUAAAUUGCUCAUUCUGUAUACAGUUUAAAAUAGUUAUACGUAACUUAAUGUCAUUCGAGGAUACUAGACAAAAUUCCUUCCUCCUCUUUGUUUUCUUACACUACGACGCGACGUAUGUUGCCAGGAUGAUUGUGGCAAUCAUCCUGGCAACAACGACGGUUUCUUUUCCCGUAUGUUUAAACAAGAAGUCGUGCAUUUAAAUUAUAUUCUUGACCCGAAUUUUCAGAACCCAGUUCCGGUUUUCGAGAUAAAGUUAUCGUUUUGCAAAACACACAAAUAUGC
Molecule: messenger RNA, 2044 nt
Organism: Centruroides sculpturatus (bark scorpion)
Lineage: Eukaryota; Metazoa; Arthropoda; Arachnida; Scorpiones; Buthidae
Exons: 7
Coding region: 219-1274 (351 amino acids)
Biological process (GO): sex differentiation; regulation of transcription by RNA polymerase II
Cellular component (GO): nucleus
Molecular function (GO): DNA-binding transcription factor activity, RNA polymerase II-specific; RNA polymerase II cis-regulatory region sequence-specific DNA binding
Source: RefSeq, a predicted model, not a curated record